This is a messenger RNA of Ruditapes philippinarum (Manila clam), 2188 nucleotides long. RefSeq lists its product as uncharacterized. The transcript has 13 exons. The record is from RefSeq and is a predicted model, not a curated record. Bases 206 to 2188 code for a protein of 660 amino acids. NCBI's taxonomy places the organism in Eukaryota, Metazoa, Mollusca, Bivalvia, Venerida, Veneridae.
UGGUAUAGUAUGUUUCUAUGGCUGUAAUGAAAUGAAUUAUUUUGUUUUUAUAAAAAUAUCCUCCUACUUCUUUAGUCAGAUUGAGUAUCAUCAAAUGUUUUAUGCAAGUUCGUAUAUUAUACAUAUCUCUAUAAAAUACAAACAUGCUCCUGAUAAGAAGGCAUAUUAAAGAAGGUACACCGGGGACAAGCGAAUACACAAAAUCAUGGGUACUGUGUUUAUAUUUGCCAUUGUAGUUCUCUUAAAAAUUGAUACGGCUUUUAGCGGAUACUGUACCUUAUUACAAACAACAUAUGCAAGGACGUACAAAGAUUGUGGUUUGUGGGGUUGGAGUAGGUGUACCACAUACAGGCCGUACACAGUGCUGACGCAAGUAUGUUGUCCUGGAUGGCGUGGCACAAGUUGUUCGGUUCCAAUAUGCAAUAAUCAGUGCGUGAAUGGUGGAAGGUGCAUCGGGCCCAACAAGUGCAAAUGUCCGGCAUCAUCUCUAGGUCAACAGUGUUCUACAGAUGUGUGCUCCCACAUUGCUCCAUGUUAUCCUGGUACAUGCAGUUUUCCACAUACAUGUUCAUGUUAUAACGGUUUUACCGAUAGCACUAAUGGAUGCCUUUCAUUUUCAAGAGGAAACAACCCACCAGACAUAUCAGAAUGCGAAUUUACAUUAGCACAUAUACGAAGAACUGAUCAGAAACAGCAAUUCUACUUCAGCGUACCUUGUUCCGAUGGAUAUAACAAGAGCAUAAUUUGGUGCAAUCAGCAAUUGUUCAACAAUGCUAAGUUCACAAUGAAGUCCAUGUAUCCAAAACUACCGAGCUUACCACCUCCACCGGAAUAUAUUCAAGGACUUGGAUUUGGAAUAGUUUACAAUGGAAUAAAUGUAAAACAAACAAAGUCCCCAAGGGCUGGUGACAACACCGGAAGACACGUUGCUUUCGACAGAAACUACAACUGUAGUGGCUUAUCAAAUACAGCACCGCGCGAUACACUUUCAUCCUGUGAAAUACAAGACAACUACAGAGUUUAUAUUGAACAUAACGACUUCAUCACCGUGACCUACUCCACGAAAACUGGUGGCUUUAGGACACUAUAUAACAAAGAUACAAAUAGAAAUGGGUCAACACAAAUCUAUACUGGCCAAAUGACUACCAAGGAAGUUGAAAUCAGAUUUGAUUUCAUUGCACCUGAACACUGUUCUGAAAUCGGUGCCAGAAAUACUUGUAGCUACGGAGAGAGACCAAUCGAUGUCGGAAAUGAUAUCACGGAGAAACCUAUUCACAUCAGUUGGGAUGGAUGGUCGGACGCUUUAUCUGGAAUCGCUUAUUACUACCUUGAGAUCUUCAAGUUGGAACCAAAUACACAAAAUGAUCUUACGGAACUACAGCCAUUAAAACCAAUUUAUCAUUUCAAAACAAAUAAAACGUCUUCUUUAAACUUUCCAACAUACUAUCCUCCGGAAGCAGGAAUGUAUUCCAUACUUUUGCAAGUAUCAGACAAAGCUAAUAAUUCUAAAAUUGCAAGGAGAUUAGUUUUGUAUGACAACGACUCUUCAAUUACCUUAACUAAACCUGCCUUUAAUCCUAACAUGCCAAUUAACGUGUCAGACAUUAAGAUUGGAGAUGGUGGUAUGCAUGUCAUAACAGCAAUACCUGAAACAGGUUACAUGUGGCAGACCUCAAAUGAAAAGAAUAAAACAAGGAUUGUUUUGAACUGGAAAAACAAUUUUGUCAACACAAUUUAUGAUCAAGGGAAACUACUAAACCGAGUUUUGAAAUAUCCCACACAAUUUGCAGACCUGCAAGACGACGGUGUCCUAAGAAGCAAAAAGUAUGUGACUCUAACAGAUAACGAAGGUACAAGGACACAUAGUGCUAUUCAAAACAUACAUGGUAUUGUAAAAUUUGAAGUCAGUAUGGUUUACACAGAUGAUAGGCAGGAGCCAACAUCAGGAUGGAUAACGACUGAUUUGUCUGAAAAUUUCGAAAUAAAUGAACAACUCAAUGACGGGAUUCGUGUAAGAUUAUGGGUUCGAGCAACAGAUAUAAUGAACCACACCCUUGCCGAUUACACAGAAGUGCACAUAGAUAACACACCUCCUAGAGUUUCCAAUGAUCAUUUACAUGUAAAUAUCGUAAACGGAACAUAUGAACACACAUCAAGAAUAACGUUUGACACAGCAGAUGUUUUAUGA